GUUGCGCGCCUCGCUGUGGCCUAGAAGUGUUCCCUCUGGACCAGACUGCGGUUUACAGCCACCAAGGAGAUGCUGAUGUGGAGGAGGCCUGUGGAUACCUUAUGGUGUUUGCAACCACCUUGGAAGUGGAGGACAAACUGCAUUUGGCUGACUUUUGCUAUGCUAUGUCUGACCAUGCUGACCUUAGUUUGCCUACAGUCAGGGCUACUGCUACAUUUGGGUCCCCGUGAGCCAGGAGUGCCCUCCAACUCCAUGAGAACAAACUUCCAGGGCAUCCAGACUUCCUCAGAAAGAAACAGAACUCUACAGUUCCUCUCCAUUGCUAGAUCUGUUAAGCAGAGAUUAGAAGUUACAACACAGUCUUUGGCAGAGGAUUCUUUCUUCUCCAGAACCAGGAAGUUCUGGCAACGCCUUGAGAAGGUGCUUGCUGGAUUCCUACAACUCAGAAGGAUGUCUCAUUUCAGCCGCCCAGCACAGCCCCUACCCUGGCCUGUAUGGCAGAAAGAGCUUUCAUCCCGAGUAUUGGGCCCUCGUCUCCAGCAAGUCUUCCAGAACUAUCAAGCAAUGAACAAGUAUCGGGUGCCCUCAGGUGCUGGGCAGCACUCAGGCAAUCCACACCCAACUGGGAUGGAGCUCUUGUGCCAGCUCAAAAGUCGUCUUAAUGUGUCCACUGUGUUAGGUGAGGAAGGACCCUUUGCAGAACCUGAAUGGAGGGGUAUGCUACCUCAGAGGAGUUUGGCAGAAGAUCUGGGUCACCUGGCAACAUGUGCAGUUGUGAGCUCAGCUGGCUCCAUGUUGGGGUCAGGACUGGGCAAUGAGAUUGACUCCCAUGAUGCUGUCCUUCGUUUCAAUGGUGCCCCAACCACUGGCUACGAACAUGAUGUGGGCACCAAAACAACACUCCGCCUUGUGAAUUCCCAGCUGAUGGCUUCUCCAGAGCAGCAUUUUCUAGAUGGACAACUCUAUGCCCAGGGAACUCUGGUCGCAUGGGAUCCAGCCCCUUACCCAGGGGACCUAGAAGAGUGGUACAAGAGCCCUGAUUACCCCCUCUUUGAACCAUUCCGUACCUUGCGGGCCAACAGACCUUGGCAGCUGUUCCAUCUAUUGCAUCCACGUCUACAGUGGGAGCUCUGGGAGCUGGUGCAGGAAGGGGCAGAUGAGCAGGUGCAGCGCAACCCUCCUUCUUCAGGCCUGCUGGGGACAGUGCUAAUGAUGUCCUUGUGUGAACUUGUCCAUGUGUAUGAAUUCCUACCAUCCCAACGGCAAUCCCACCAGUGCCACUAUUACCAGGAUUUCUCUGAUGAUGCCUGCACACUGGGUGCUUAUCACCCACUGCUCUUUGAGAAGAACCUGGUGCGGCGCAUGAACCGUGGCACAGAGGCUGACUUGGCACAACGGGGCCGUGUGACUCUGCCAGGCUUCCGAGUCCUGAACUGUACCCAGAAGGAGUAAAAUCUUCAGCAGGUUCUGAAGCAAGGUGAGGCAAUCUGUUUUACAUGGCAACAGAGGGGAUCACAAAUACCAUCUAAAAGCAAGCAUACAUCUCUACAUGGUGUUGUCAGAUUGCUUAAGCUUGAGCUAUCGAUGUAGUGCAGUGUUUCUCAACCUCAGCAACUUUGAUAUGUGGAC
Messenger RNA from Candoia aspera, 1629 nucleotides. RefSeq names its product beta-galactoside alpha-2,6-sialyltransferase 1-like. Gene Ontology annotation, biological process: sialylation. The coding region runs from base 70 to 1452 and encodes 460 amino acids. Gene Ontology annotation, molecular function: beta-galactoside alpha-2,6-sialyltransferase activity. Gene Ontology annotation, cellular component: Golgi apparatus. Lineage: Eukaryota; Metazoa; Chordata; Lepidosauria; Squamata; Candoiidae. The transcript is spliced from 6 exons. The record is from RefSeq and is a predicted model, not a curated record.